GACUGUAGGUUUGUGACCUCCAUGGUGUGCGACGCUGUGAGUUUGUUGUCUAGACCUGUGUAUAAUUUUAGGCGAAUAUAGAGGGGACACUCUACCUCCUGCCUCACGACAUCUCAUGGGAAGUUGAGGUCACCCCUUAAGAAGUGAGACAAUAAUGGAGACAACUAAAAGGUUGACCGCAUCAUCAUGUGAUGGUCCUGUACCAUCAGAUUUCUUGUUGCAAUAUAAUCCUGCUGAUUGGAUGAAACAACUUCAACUCAUUCCAAAGUACAGAGUUAAGCUAGUCCAUGGAGUCACCCCUAUCCAGAGAUGGUACCUUCCUAACGUCCCAGCAAAUUUUGAAAUCCACAUCAAACGAGAUGACCUGACAGGAUGUGAACUUUCCGGUAACAAGGCUCGUAAGCUUGAGUUCCUCCUUGCUGAUGCCAUCAAUCAAGGCUGUACCUCCGUCAUCACAUGUGGAUCUUCACAAUCAAACCAUUGUCGAGCUACUGCCAUAGCCGCGAGACAGCUUGGUCUGGAACCCCACCUUCUAGUCAGAUCUCCUGUCUCAGAUCCAAAUGAAGUUGUUUGUACAGCUAAUAUGUUCCUCAACCGCCUGAUUGGAGCACACAUUUAUCUGCUGCCUAAGACAUCUCAUAUUAUAACAGAUAUAACACCUCGUAUGGAUCAACUGGUACAGAAAAUAAAAGAGGAGACGGGUGAGAAGGCCUAUCCAAUAACCCUAGGUGGCUCUACAGCAGUAGGUUUAUAUGGCUAUUUGGAAGGAUUCAGGGAGCUACUGGAUCAGGGUGUUGCAGACCAGUUUACAGACAUCGUCAUUACAUGUGGAAGCAGUGGUUCGGCUGCUGGUCUGGCUCUUGCCAACUACCUCACCGGCUCCAGACUGAAGGUACAUGGCUUCAUUGUCGCGUAUGACUCCAAGUUCCACCAUAAAUGGAUCAAUGACGUCUACAAGGAAGUGGAUGCAAAGGAUAGCAACGGUGAAGUCUUACAGUCCGAGGACAUUGUCAACUUAGUAGAUGGAGUCAUAGGAGGUGGUCACCACCAUUCAACCCAGGAGCAACUAGAUCUUGUUGGUGAGGUAUGUACAAAGACUGGCAUUAUCAUUGACCCUGUUUACACCGGGAAGAGCGUCUUUCAUCUGCUCAGGCUAUUGAAGGAACAACCACAACUAUUCAAAGGCAACAAGGUACUCUUCAUACAUACAGGAGGACUUUUCGGACUCUUUGAUGGCCGCAUGGAUGAGACCCUAAAGCAGAUGGGCACUGAAAGAAACCAAUUUCAUGAAUGGAUGGAACUUAGUGAUCAGGCCCCCAACUUGAACCUCUGACUCUGAACUGCAGUGACAGUGCCCUACGUUGGCCAACAAUGAACAUUUAUUGAAGCAUAUGCCACAAAAUAGAGCAGGGCCCAAUUUCAUAGAGCUGCUUAAGCACUAAAUUUUGCUUCAGCAAAAAAAUCCUUUCUCAAUA
Asterias rubens (European starfish) is the source of this 1475-nucleotide messenger RNA. Its product is annotated as putative D-cysteine desulfhydrase 1, mitochondrial. Bases 155 to 1333 code for a protein of 392 amino acids. The record is from RefSeq and is a predicted model, not a curated record. Gene Ontology annotation, molecular function: D-cysteine desulfhydrase activity. NCBI's taxonomy places the organism in Eukaryota, Metazoa, Echinodermata, Asteroidea, Forcipulatida, Asteriidae. The transcript is spliced from 9 exons.